This is a messenger RNA of Coniosporium apollinis CBS 100218, 1440 nucleotides long. RefSeq lists its product as uncharacterized. The coding region runs from base 1 to 1440 and encodes 479 amino acids. Lineage: Eukaryota; Fungi; Ascomycota; Dothideomycetes. The record is from RefSeq and is a predicted model, not a curated record. The transcript has a single exon.
AUGAAGGCCACAACAACAGCCACCACAGAGCUUGAAGCGGGCGCUCGUUCUGCUACGGCUGUUCAGGAAGAGCUGCUGGACCGGAAGGCGGUGGACGCCUCUUCUCAGACUCUUAUGGACCGCCGCCAGAAGGAUCCUCGCGAUAACGAGACUAAACUUCAAGAUCGAAUUGCAACCCUCAAGGCACAGGUAUCAGACCUAAGCGAUUGGCUUGAAGAUAGCGAGCGUACCAGUAAGCGUAAGGAGGCGAAGUUCUGUGCGAAUAUCAAAUCACUCCAGGCCGGACUUAAUCAAAAGAACUCGACCAUCCGCGAGCUCGAAGAAGAGCAAGAGCAAUUGUGGUCCCAGCAGGAAGCGUGGUACGAACAAAUGGAGUGUAAGUACGACGCGGAGAUUCAGGAACUACAGUCCAAGCACGAAGCGAAGAUUCAGCAACUGCAGUCCAAGCACGAAGCGGAGGAUGAGCGACGAACGUCAGAAUUCAAUGCGGAGGUUGAGCGCUCCGCGCUGGUAACACACGAACGGGAGCUCCGUCGGGUCGCCGAAGAAACGACACGUGAUGCACUCUCUUCGCUGCGCAUCAACGCGGGGCACGCAAAGGAGAAUGACACACUAAAAGCAGAGAAGAAACAGCUUCAGGCAGAUUUUGAGGCAGCCCGAAAAACGUACGCACGAGUGCGCGGCGAGAGCUUCCGGCAACAGCAAAGUCAAGAGGCGCUAAUAGAGUACAUGAUCGCAAAGAUUGACGGCCUUCAAGCGGCAGCCAUGGAUCAAGUAACUAGUCGAGAAACUAUAGAAAGGGAGUUCGUGAAGGCCUAUCAGCUUGUCCAACAGAAGGGCAGGCUGGUCGACGAGUUAGAGGAGGAGUUAAAGAAACAGGCCAAAACACACAGCACGGAGAUGCAAACACUGGACAGGUCUUGUUGGAGAAUGAUACAACACUGUGAGCAGAUAUUAUCGGACCACAAGGAUGAGCGAAGAAGACCGCCGUUACGGUCUGACGAAACGGUGCUCGCUAAGCCGAACCCGAGGGGUAGCGCUUUAGCGGAGAUGAGGUUACGCUACGACGAGGACAGCCAACGAAAGGAGCUUGCUGUGGUACUAAAUCAGCAGCCGGGAAUCAAGAUGGAAACCAGUAAGUUGCUCCCCUUCCUUACCGGCCCGAUCAGUUGCUCGGUUGUUGAUUUGCUACCAGAGACCGUCACUACUACACAGGACCGGUACCAGUUGUCCUUGUCGUAUCCAGCCCCCCUAGCGGACAGCGAGGAUUACUGGAAUGAGUUGGUGAGGACCUUCGAAUGGGUCCUGAAGCCCAUCCGGGCCCGGUCGAUUCGGACCACUAGCGGGGAAGCUUGCUCACAAUAUGCCCAAACAAGGGUCGACCUUGCCCAACAGAUGCGAAGUACGAUCUGGCUAGAUGACGGCGGCGAGGAGGCUUAG